This is a messenger RNA of Hydatigera taeniaeformis, 789 nucleotides long. The record is from the annotation of a GenBank genome assembly. NCBI's taxonomy places the organism in Eukaryota, Metazoa, Platyhelminthes, Cestoda, Cyclophyllidea, Taeniidae.
AUGCCAAGCUUUCUCAAGAAGACUCUCGAACUGGAAGCUGAGGUAGAUCUUGUUCAUCGGAGUCCUUUGCCUGCACAAUGUUCAGAUGAAGAAAUUCGACAUCUUUUGGACAGAAUCACAUCAAACACAACCGUUGACCCACUGGUACUUCAGGUCACCAAGAAGAAGGUAUUUUUUCGAAAACCUACGAACAAGAAACCGAUUGCUAUAUUGAACAGAAAGGAUUUACAUAAGUUUAAUCGAAUGUCUGAAUCAGAUUUUAUUAUUAUGACGCGAAAGCUGAAAGGAAGGAAGCAAGAACUUAUGUUAAUUCGCUUCAUCGAUUGUAAUGAGUUGGAAAGAUUCCGGAACCUUUUUAAUUGCCAUACGGUUAACCGGACACCACUGGAGUCUUCUCUACCGUCUCAACAAUCGGUAGGGACUGUUCCAACCAUCCAGUGUCAGACUGCAGACGAGCUGAAAGUGCAACCACAAGAGAUGCACCCAAGUCGACCGGCAAGUCCAGUCCGUGUGAAAAGACAGGCUACACACAGCAAGGUCGUGCGGAACGGGCUGCAAAAGCGUUCGCAGUCCGAGUGUCGUGCCUCCAAAAGCCAGUGGACACAGCGUUUUGAUACUCCAGAGUUGUACUUUGUGAAACGUGUUAAAUGUUCCAAAGACGGUGCGUGUAGAGAGGAUUAUAGUAAAGUAACCAUCUACGAUAUCACUUCAAGGGCAUCAAGUGAUAUUUCGGACUGCUCGUCCGUGUCUCUCACCUAUUCGCCACCGCUGUCUUCUGCGGUUUCAUAA